UCCCACACAACAGAGAGAUGCGCACUGAGUUAUAAGACGAGGCGGUUGUUCAGUGCGGUAAAAAAAAUUGGGAAGAAAAGCAAUAAGCAAUAAAGAUCCUGCCGAAUAGGUUUUUUUUAAAGAGGAGUUGGACUUUCUUUUGAAAAGGCAUAUAAUUUCUCAUAAGCAGAUGAAUUUUGAGCAGCCUCCUCCGUACCAGGCCCCUGGUUACCCCCAGCAGGGUUACCCCCAGCAGGGAUACCCCCAGCAGGGAUACCCUCCCCAGGGUUACCCUGUAAACAUGGAGCAACCUGGAGGAUUCCCUCCUCAAAACCCAGGCUACCCUGCUGGCCCCGGGGGACCUCCUGGACCCUACCCCGGCCAGGGACAAGCAGGCCCCUACCAGGAGGGCUACCCUGGACAGCCCCAGUUUGGAUGGCAAGGAGGACCACCCCCAGGACCCAUGUAUGGAGAGGCACCUAAAAACACAGUGUACGUGGUGGAGGAGAGAAGGAGAGAUGAUUCAGGAGACACGUGUCUGACUGCCUGUUGGACGGCUCUCUGCUGCUGCUGCUUGUGGGACAUGCUCACAUAACCUCUGACCCCUGACAUUUACCCUUAUCUGCUUUGACCCUUACCCUUUACCUCCUAACCCUUAACCCAUAGUUCCUCUCAUCUGUAAUAGAAAACAAGUACUGGGAGAAAUAGAACACUAUGAGUAUCUGGGAAACCAGGCCUGGUAUUUAUAGCGGACUUUGAAAAGCCCUUUGAUAAAGUACAACCAGAAUUUAUAUGUAAAUGCCUGGACCAUUUUAAUUUUGGAGAGUCUCUUAUAAGAUGGCUUAAAGUUAUGUAUAGUAACCCCAGGUGUAAAAUAGCAAAUAAUGGCUACUUCUCGGGAAGUAUUACAUUGUCAAGAGGAGUAAAACAAGGUUGUCCACUAUCGGCAUAUCUAUUUAUUAUAGCCAUCAAAAUGUUAGCUAUUCAAAUCAGAUCCAACAAUAACAUCAAGGGACUAGAAACACAGGGCUUAAAAACAAAGGUGUCAUUGUACGCUGAUCAUUCAUGUUUUCUUUUAAAUGCGCAAUUUGGAUCCCUGCACAGCCUCCUAGAGGAUGUAGAACCUUUUCUAACCUCUGGAUUACAACCAGAAUGAUGAUAAAUGCACCAUAUUACGUAUUUGAUCACUAAAAAAGGCAACUUUUACAUUACCGUAUAGUUUACCAAUAAAAUGGUCUGACGAUGAUGUAGUGGACAUACUUGGUAAACAUAUCCCAAAAGAAAGAAAUGAUCCCGAUACAAUAUAUAUUUAUAGAAAGUUAGCCAAAUUAGAUACCAUUUUGCUACCAUGGAAAGGACGACAUCUGUUUAUUUGUGGAAAAAUUACCCUGAUUUAAUUUUUUUUUCAUAUCCCAGUUGACCUAUUUACUUCCUUAUGGCCCUGCCUACACCUAACGACUUGUUUAUUCAAUUAUAUGAGCAAAAAAGUUCCACCUUAUUUUUAAUGGUAAGCCGGAGAAAAGUCUCUAGCAAAUAAAACAAAAAAAGGUUUAAAAAUGUUAUAAUCUUCGUAAAUGAUAUCAUAAAUAGGACUGGUGGAAUUAUGUCACACAUGCAGUUAACAACAAAAUAUGGAAAUGUCUGCUCUCUCCAAAAUUACAACCAACUGAUGGCAGCAUUGUGGAAAGGGGAGGUAAGGAACGUGACUGUCGCCCCGGCAUUAAAGACCAAAAUUGGUUAAAGAAAAUUGUGGUAAAUAAAAAGUAUAACAGUUUCUUUUAAGGACCCAGAAAUUGACAGCUGCACCAUAAAGGAUGAUAAAUAGUUGGGAGAUUUUCAAUGUACUGAUUCCAUGGUACCUGGUUUAUGAACUGAUACACAAAACAACGCUAGAUUCAAAACUUUGCGUUUUUCCAUUUAAAUUAUUAUCCACAAUUCUGGCAACCAACAUAAUGUCAUAUAUAUGGGAGAUACAACCAUCCCAGCUCGUCCGAUUUUGCUGUGAAGAGACAGAGACAUUAGAUCACUUGUUUUGGUACUGCCCUGAUGUAGCUUGUUUUUGGUCGGCGGUUCAGGAAUGGCAAAAAAAUGGCUACAUUUACCUGGAGCUCUCUCUGCAAAUAGCACUGCUGGGGGAUCUGAAAAGUCAUAGUCAAUUGAUCAAUAAUGUAAUAAUACUUUUAGCACAAUUUAAAAAAUGUAAUUUACAAUCUGUAGGAACUGAGAAUAUAAAGUUUCAGAGCUUUUGUGUAACAUCCCAGCACAGUGGAAAUCUAUAUAUAGAUGUGGGGGGUUGAGUGGAGCUGAAGGCUGGGAUGCUAAUGUAAAAUAUAUUGUCCAUAAAUUGUAGAUAGUAUGUAUAGGCAGGAAGUAGAAGCCUAAGUAUCGUUGUCCAUUAGUUUACUUCAAUUAGGGGAGUUGUGGUAGGGUUAGGGGAAAAUAAGAAAGUUAUUAAAAAGUCCCUCAUUUUAUCCUAACCCCUAACCCUGACCUACCUGUUACACUGUCCCUCCAUCUGGCCUUACUUCCUGUUAGUCCACCUCCUUCCUGUUAGUCCAAUCCUUCUCUCUCCCCCUAACUAUCAGCCUUACCCCUUGCACUCCUGCUUUCCUUCCCAAACGUCCAGCCUGAACCCCUGUGCCUCCUGAACAAUGUUAGCAUUAUAUUGAUAACCUCUAUGUAUCUAUCCUUGUGCUCCUACACCUGACCUAACCCCUCUGUAGCAGUUUAGCUACAAUACCUUCCCUAAAUCUCAGGCACUGUACUGUAGAUAUUGCUUCAUGUGGAACACAAAUUCAUUCUCAAACACCACACACACAAUAUGCACUCAUAUCUCAGGCGUUCUACUGUAGAUGACACACAUACACACACAC
Messenger RNA from Oncorhynchus nerka (sockeye salmon), 2852 nucleotides. Its product is annotated as cysteine-rich and transmembrane domain-containing protein 1-like. NCBI's taxonomy places the organism in Eukaryota, Metazoa, Chordata, Actinopteri, Salmoniformes, Salmonidae. The coding region runs from base 170 to 574 and encodes 134 amino acids. The record is from RefSeq and is a predicted model, not a curated record. Gene Ontology annotation, cellular component: extracellular exosome. The transcript is spliced from 3 exons.